Molecule: messenger RNA, 1890 nt
Organism: Lodderomyces oxycetoniae
Lineage: Eukaryota; Fungi; Ascomycota; Pichiomycetes; Serinales; Debaryomycetaceae
Gene: TPD3
Product: protein phosphatase 2A structural subunit
Exons: 1
Coding region: 1-1890 (629 amino acids)
Biological process (GO): protein dephosphorylation
Cellular component (GO): cytoplasm; protein phosphatase type 2A complex
Molecular function (GO): protein phosphatase regulator activity; protein binding
Source: RefSeq, a predicted model, not a curated record
AUGAAUAAUUUCAACGACGACUUAUACCCGUUAGCUCUCCUUAUGGAUGAGUUGAAACACGACGAUGUAUCAAACAGGGUCGAGGCUAUGCAGAGACUAGACACAAUUGCUAUUGCACUAGGUACCGAAAGAACACGUAAAGAGUUAUUACCAUUUUUAAAUGAUGUUGCUCAAGACGAUGAGGAAGAAGUAUUUGCCGUUUUGGGUACCAAAUUGGGAGAUUUUGUCCCCUUGAUUGGCGGCCACGAAUACUGUGAACCUUUAAUAUCCAUUUUGACCAUAUUGGCAUCAAUGGAAGAACCUUUGGUGAGAGACAAGGCAAUUGAAUCUUUAAACAAAAUCAGUUUGGAGUUGACACAAGAGGAAAUCAACAAAAUCUUUCUUAAUUUGAUCACUAAUCUAACACAGGGAAAUUGGUUCCUGAAAAAAAUCGCUUCGUGCGGUUUGUACAAGGCGGUGAUUAUCAGGGUUAAUGCCGAAGUUAGAAAAGAUUUACUAAAGAUGUAUCUCAAACUAGUUACUGACGAUUACCCAAUGGUUAGAAGAAGCGCCGCAACAAAUUUACCACAUUUGAUUGACUUGCUAACAGAAUUUACCGAGAAAUCGCCUAACGAUGUCAACAAAGUUAACAAUGAGGACUGGGAAAUCAUUUCUAAAAUGUUUCAGCAUUUACUCAAUGAUGAUCAAGAUUCAGUUAAAUUUCUUAGUGUUGAUGUUCUCAUAUCGAUUUUGGUUUUCUUUCAAAAAAUCCACGAAUAUAGCUUCAAUUCAGAUUUUUUGUCAAGUGCAUUAAAGCUCAUCAAAGAUGAAAGUUGGAGAGUAAGAUAUACAGCUGCUGAUAGAUUCAGUAAAAUUGCAUCCAAUUUUGCUCCCAAUGAACAAGAUUUAUUUCAGUUAAUUGACCCGUUUAUAUCAUUGAUGAAGGAUCAUGAGGGAGAGGUGAGAAAGGCAAUUGCUAAACAGUUGCCGUCAUUCUGCCAAUUGUUAACCAAAUACCCUCCUGCAAAAGCAACAAUAUUAAACAAAAUUAUUCCGGUGGUGAAUGAGUUAAGUCAAGACCCACAAGAAAACGUUAGAGCCUCAUUGGCCUCAACUAUUACCGAAUUAUCACCAAUCUUGGAAAGACAAGCCACAAUUGACAAAUUAUUACCAAUUUUCUUAACCAUGUUGAAGGAUGAAUUUCCAGAUGUCAGAUUGAACAUAAUUUCCAAUUUAUCAGUAGUCAAUGAAACCAUUGGUAUCAAUUUGUUAUCAACAAAUUUACUUCCGGCUAUAACAGAAUUAGCGCAAGAUCACAAAUGGAGAGUUAGAUUGGCCAUAAUUGAAUAUAUACCCAAAUUAGCAGAGCAACUUGGCGAAUCCUUCUUCAACGAUGAAUUGUUAUCGUUGUGUUUGUCAUGGUUAUGGGACCCUGUUUUUGCCAUCAGGGAAGCAGCGGUGAACAACUUGAAAAACUUAACCGUUAUAUUUGGCUCUCAGUGGGCAGCAAAGGAAAUUCUUAGUAGGUUGUUAAAUCAAGACGACAAAAUCGAUGAGGAUGACAAGAUUGACUAUUCAAAUUUUAUAAUUAGAAUAACGUGUCUUUUUGCUGUGACAAGCUUGAUUCCGGUGAUUGACCACAAAAUACUCAUUGAAAAAGUACUUCCGUUUAUCAACAGUUUGAUUACUGAUGCUGUGCCAAAUAUAAGAUUCAACGUUGCUAAAUCGUAUCUAACCUUGGUUGAAACUUUAGCAAAAGACGAACAAGCAAAGGCAAAUCCGGAAGAAUUGAAGAAAUUGAUAAAUUUACAAGUGUUAUCGAAUUUACAGAAAUUGGAAACGGAUGAUGACGUAGACGUUAGAUUUUAUUCAACAAAGAGCAUCAAGGGAAUAAACGAAAUGUUGGCAUAA